This is a messenger RNA of Helicoverpa zea (corn earworm), 1686 nucleotides long. RefSeq lists its product as uncharacterized. The transcript is spliced from 12 exons. The record is from RefSeq and is a predicted model, not a curated record. Bases 1 to 1686 code for a protein of 561 amino acids. Lineage: Eukaryota; Metazoa; Arthropoda; Insecta; Lepidoptera; Noctuidae.
AUGACUCAGAAUUAUGAAACUCAGCCGACUGACAUCGAAGUGCUGAAGAAAAUGGAAGAUGAACAUCUGCGGUUACAUAGACAGUUCCGCAUGAUCCAAGUGGAUCGCCUCCACCGCACGAUGGGAGUGCACCCGCAGUUCCGGAGACAGGACGAGCUGCUGAGGAUCCUGAAGAAGGAGUACUGCAACCUCUGCAAGGAUUUGAAGAUAGCAAGAUCUGGGGCUCAUAAGAAGAAAGAUAAGAGAAUGAAAGUAGAUCUCAAGAACUCGCUGUUACAGAGAGAAGAAGUACAACAGGAGGCUGAAGGGUCACUAAUGACAAUGGAACAAAUAAAUGGAUUGAUACACAAAAAUAACAAAGCCACUCUAGAACUGAGGAAACUCGCCAGCGCUACAGAGGGAAUGCUAGAAGAGCGUCGCUCCCAGAGCGAGCACCGGCUGGUGUCGGCUGAGAACAAGCUGGAGACAGCCAUGCUGAGGUUCAACACCAUCCAGUGCGAGAACAAGAAGAUCCGGCUAGAGAUAGACCAUAUGCUGCAGGACAGGGCCCUUUUCAACCAAUCCUGGGAGAAGAUGCUGGCAGCAUUGUGCAAAGGCAAGAAGUUUCUGGACGACCUGUUCGAGUCGUCCACCCUGGCGUACGACCAGAGAGACGAGUGGUGCGCCAAGCUGAGGACCAUGCAGGAGAAGGGACGCAUAGACCAGAUGCUGCAAGUUCAGGAAAUGCGAGACCUAGUAAAAGCCUUCGACCAUGAGAUGAAAGUGUACUCGUUCCUCGCGACAAAAGGCUUGACCAGGGUCAACAGGAAACAGGAGGAGAGAGAGGAGUUGCAGAAGAGGAGAGACGAGGAGAACAGCAGGAAACAGAAUGAAUACCACAUGGAUCUGCUGGAUAGUAUUGCUGACUACACAGGAGAAACCAGCCAAUACAAGAUAAUAGAUCAAUUCCAGAAGAUAGAGCAGGAGAACUUCUCCAUGUAUCAGAUGCUGACGGAGUACUGUGCUGAAAACGACGUCUUGUCCAGAGAAGUGAAGGCUAUUCGACAGGCUAUACAUGACCGCAGAGAAUGGAACGAGCAAAAAGAAAAUAGGAGAAAGACCAAACUUGAGAUACUGCGCGAACGUCUCGAAGCACAGAGAGCCAAAACAGAAGCAUUGAAGAAAAGAAAUGACGAGAAGAAACAGCUCAUUCAUGAUGUCAUGAAUAAAAUCAAUGAUAUGUUCACUAUGCUAGACUGCAGCCUGGAGCCAUUCCAGCACCUCCUGGGCGACAAGCGACCUUCGGUGCACCAGCUCAACCUCUCCCUCCGCCUCAUCACCGACAGGAUCAAGGAGUACAAGGAGAACGUCUAUUAUUUCGAGCACUGCAUCAAGAAGAGUGACAAGACAAGCUCUUCUCGUCUCAAGAAGUACACGGUGCAGGUGGAGCCUCCUGCCUUCUUCAAACCAACACCUAUCGAAGUUCUGGUGCCCGCUGACCCUUGUCCUUCUUGCGUGGAAGCUCGCUGGCUGUCCCGCAUAUGGGACGGGCCGGAGUCUCCAUUCGAGAAAGGCGCAGCACUCACCGCGCUCCGAGAGCUGUGCGCCGACCCUGCGUACAUUCGCAGCGACCGCGUGCACACUAUCACGGAGUGCAUCGUGCCCAGGAGUCGAGCUUUGCUCGCCAAGCGAUAUCUUAACCAUUAG